Messenger RNA from Pseudozyma flocculosa PF-1, 495 nucleotides. RefSeq lists its product as uncharacterized. The coding region runs from base 1 to 495 and encodes 164 amino acids. The record is from RefSeq and is a predicted model, not a curated record. The transcript has a single exon. Lineage: Eukaryota; Fungi; Basidiomycota; Ustilaginomycetes; Ustilaginales; Ustilaginaceae. Gene Ontology annotation, molecular function: structural constituent of ribosome. Gene Ontology annotation, cellular component: mitochondrial large ribosomal subunit.
AUGUUCGCCUCCCUCGUCCGGUUCGGUUCUCGAACCACCUACCGCGGCUCUCGCGGAUCCGGAGCGGGAUCCUCGUCGCGCACCUCUGCCUACUCGUCGCCCAACUCGCGCCCCACGUUUGCCAAGGCAUCCCAGAUGGGCCAGACCUUUAAACGCUCCCAGCGCGGCCUCUACGACGGCAAGACGCUCCAGUCCGGCCACAACGUCCCCAAGUCGCGCCAAAAGACGGCAAGGACCUGGGCACCCAACGUCCAGUCAAAGAAGCUCUGGUCCGACGUCCUCGACACCCACGUCACCGCCCGCGUCACCACCAGCGCACUCAGGACCAUCGACAAGAUGGGCGGACUCGACUACUACCUCGCAAACACAAAGGACAACAAGCUCGGACAGUGGGGCAUCGGCCUCCGCGACGUCCUCGCACUCCGCCUCAGGCAGCUUCGGUUGGAGGGCAAAAAGGUCGGACGCAACGCACCGGAACCUACCACCUCGGCAUGA